AUGCUUUUAACCUCCUCAAAGCCGAGCUCCGGCUUGACUUGCCUGGUUUCACAAAAGAUAUCGAGGAAGACGACAGCAAAAUUGUAUCUACUAAGAACUUUUUUCCAGUUGAUAAGUGAGGGUUUUCUGAUGUUGAUUCCGACGAUUAUAGAAAUUGGGGGUUUAAUGGCGGAUGUGAUGCUGAUUCGAACAAGGGCAUCUUGGUUGUGGAUUCUAUUUUUGACAACAUUUACAAGCAAGGGAUCAUGCCAUGGAUACUACAUCUCAAGCUCUUUGAUCUCUAAGAUGUUGUUGACUGCAACACAUCCUUUGUUGCUUACAUCAAGAAGGCUUUAUGGAAGUGGAUAUGGCAAUGUGGUGUGGGUUCAAAUGUCACUAGCUUUUUCACUCAUUCAAAAGGACUUUCAUCUAUUUCUCAUUAGAGACUCAGUUUCCCAAAUCCCUUGGAGCGUUUAA
Lactuca virosa is the source of this 456-nucleotide messenger RNA. The record is from the annotation of a GenBank genome assembly. Lineage: Eukaryota; Viridiplantae; Streptophyta; Magnoliopsida; Asterales; Asteraceae.